UCUCACUGAAGCGGCUUUGAUUGUUAUUAUCAGUCCAGCUGCAGUAUAAAGGCUGCAGUAGAUCUCAUGACCCUUAUCUCGUUUUGCUCCAUACACGCCAGAUCUGGAGGCCACCAUGAACUACAUGUAAUAAACUCAGCCGACUAGCAACAUUACCUGAAGAACACAGCUGAAAUGCCCGGACCGAGGAAAAUUAGAAAACCUGAUACUAAAGUGGUCAUUUUGGGAGACAUGAACGUUGGGAAAACGUCUCUCCUCCACAGAUACACGGAGAGAAGUUUUAAAGACACGCUGAGCACAGUCGGAGGAGCUUUCUUUCUGAAGCAGUGGGGACCCUACAACAUAUCCAUUUGGGACACAGCAGGUCGAGAACAGUUUCAUGGCUUAGGCUCGAUGUACUGCCGUGGUGCAGCAGCCAUCGUCCUCACGUAUGAUGUGACCAGCUGGCAGAGCCUGUUGCAGCUCGAGGAGCGGUUUUUGACACUUACCGACUCAGCCAACAGAGAAUGCAUUUUUGCCAUUGUGGGCAACAAGGCUGACCUGACUGACCCGUGUGCCCUGGUCACACCCCCCAAGGACAGCCCUGCGGGCCCUACCCCACCACACACACCCACUAUGCGCAAACAGGUGUCACGGGAGGAUGCAGUGGCGUUUUACAACCGCAUUGUGCGCUACAAGGCUUUGGAUACUCUUGCUUUUCCAUGUGCUGAGGAUAUGUGCUUCGAGACAAGUGCCAAAACGGGCUACAAUGUGGAUGCUCUGUUUGAGACAUUGUUUGAACGGCUGCUGCCAACUAUCAUUAAUAAGCAAACACAGACUGAGUCACCUACUGUUUGCUUGGAGGACUAUCAGGAUGUGGGAAAGAAGAAAAGUGAAUGCUGUAUGUAAGAAACCUGUUAAGCUAAAUUUACUGAAUCCUGUCAAUAUAAACCAUUACUUAUUUAAGAGGCUGCAACAGUGUGGAUACGUCUGCAAGUCUAGUUGCAUUAGGUUUAUGCUUCUAGACAUUUAAGAUUGACCCUCUUACAAUGAUCCAGGGCCAAAAGUGUUUUACAAAAAAUAUUUUUUGAAACUUACAAAAUUACCAAUAAAAAUAUUUUUAUACACUGUACUCCUGUACUGGAGUCAUUUGCCCGAUUGCCUACGUAACUACUGUGCAUUUUUUGGAUGAAACAUGGUAUUCACUACAGGGAAACUAAAGCGAAAACGUCUACUAAAAGUGGUUUUGUGACGAUCUGUAAUGUAAAGAUGUGCCCCAAAACCCAUAUUACAAAAUUACACAUGUAAACUUGGCAAAUUUAAUGCUGGUGUUUUGUUAAGGUAAAAGCACCAUGGAUUAUAUAGAUUGCCAAGUGAUGUUGAGAUGAAGACCUUUAGUGCUCGGUCUGGGGAUAGAUAGAUUUGGUAUUUGGGGUUGUGUGUGUGGGGUUUGGGUUCAAGCAAGAUUAAACCCAAAGCACUACCCUGAAAUUCAAGUGGUACAAUACAUGUUACUUAUACACAUCGUAUUACCAUACCAGACAUCUCAAGGUAGCACACAUCCAAUAGUUUUAUCAUCAACGUUCUUAUUAGCAUGUAGCAUACAGUUUUGGACAGUUGUAUUUAGUGGCCAUUUUGGGAUUACAUCAGAACGUCAUGGUAGGCAUACCAAGUAUGUGGUCUGGGACAUUUUCUUUUUGCUAUUCUAUGUGUGUAGUGUGUCAUGUAGAUGUCAAACAAAUGUGUUUAUUCUUGUAAGUGCUUAUAAUUGCAAUUGUAUCAUUAAAAUUAUUUAUUAUGUA
Molecule: messenger RNA, 1781 nt
Organism: Trichomycterus rosablanca
Lineage: Eukaryota; Metazoa; Chordata; Actinopteri; Siluriformes; Trichomycteridae
Product: ras-related protein Rab-20-like
Exons: 2
Coding region: 175-888 (237 amino acids)
Biological process (GO): intracellular protein transport
Cellular component (GO): endomembrane system
Molecular function (GO): GTPase activity; GTP binding
Source: RefSeq, a predicted model, not a curated record